Messenger RNA from Impatiens glandulifera, 796 nucleotides. RefSeq names its product bZIP transcription factor 27-like. Gene Ontology annotation, molecular function: DNA-binding transcription factor activity. The record is from RefSeq and is a predicted model, not a curated record. Gene Ontology annotation, biological process: positive regulation of DNA-templated transcription. Lineage: Eukaryota; Viridiplantae; Streptophyta; Magnoliopsida; Ericales; Balsaminaceae. Gene Ontology annotation, cellular component: nucleus. The transcript has 3 exons. The coding region runs from base 104 to 577 and encodes 157 amino acids.
UUCCACUUGGGUCCCAAAAAGAAGUGUCCUGGUCCGUCUUGAUCAUCACCUCCUCUUGUUUGUUUUCUUUGACAUCUUCUCCAACCAAAUUAAAUUAAACACCAUGGAGGAAGUCUGGAAAGACAUGACCACUCUCUCUUCUUCUUCUAAAGAAGAAUCUCACGUCGCCGCCAACUCCUUUACCUUCCAAGACUUCCUCGGCCGCCCCUUCUGUCCGCCGACUACCCUCAAUCAUGUCGUUUCUUCCCUCGACGACGAUCACUUAUUGCCUUCUUCCACCACUUUGCCCCGGCCGCCGCCGUCGGCGGCGGCCACGCUAAUGGGGAAGAAGAGAUUCCCGGAUCAAAAUGAUGGUAAUCCAACCGAUGAUCGUCGGCAUAAGAGAAUGAUCAAGAACAGAGAAUCAGCAGCCAGAUCCAGGGCCAGAAAACAGGCUUACACGAAUGAGCUUGAGCAGGAAAUAGCCAAUCUCACCAAAGAAAACGCCAUGCUCAAAUUACAGUUAUGUAUAGAAUUAGCGGGCGCUGAAGCACCGAAAAAGAACACUCUUCAACGAACGUCAACAGCACCAUUUUGAACUUAAAUUUAGAGAUCAAAUGUUUUGUGGAAUGUUUGUGAGACCACCCCACGUUAUCAUGAUGAUGAUGAUGAUGAUUCGAUUGGAAAGAAAGAUGAAGAUAAGGGAUCGUGAAAUUAAAAGAUGUACUGCUUUUUCUUUCUCUUUAUCUAUAUAUAUCUAAUUAUAUUUCUUUUUGUGCUUUCUUAAGAAUAUGGAACCCCUUGUCGGUGGAUUUAU